CCCUCCACAUUACAAUCACCAAGUCUUCAUUUCCAGCAAAACCCUAGAAAUCAAUUCUUCUCAAUCCAAUUUCUCUAUCAGAAAAUGUCAGGCCGUGGAAAGGGAGGCAAAGGUCUGGGAAAAGGAGGAGCUAAACGACACCGUAAGGUACUCCGUGAUAACAUUCAGGGAAUCACUAAGCCAGCAAUUCGGAGAUUGGCGAGAAGAGGUGGAGUGAAGAGAAUCAGUGGUCUGAUUUAUGAAGAGACGAGAGGAGUUUUGAAGAUAUUUUUGGAGAAUGUGAUUCGUGAUGCUGUCACUUACACUGAGCAUGCUAGGAGAAAGACUGUAACUGCUAUGGAUGUUGUUUACUCAUUGAAGAGACAAGGCAGGACUCUUUAUGGUUUUGGUGGUUAAAAAUUGUGAAAUCGUUGUUAACUUUUGUGUUUGGUUUGGUGUUAUUGUUAGUGUAAUUGACUAGAUUUUCGUAUUAAUGAAAUGAAAUCGGUUGGUAUUAUUCUCAUU
This is a messenger RNA of Nicotiana tabacum (common tobacco), 504 nucleotides long. Its product is annotated as histone H4-like. Lineage: Eukaryota; Viridiplantae; Streptophyta; Magnoliopsida; Solanales; Solanaceae. Gene Ontology annotation, cellular component: nucleosome. Gene Ontology annotation, molecular function: protein heterodimerization activity; DNA binding; structural constituent of chromatin. The record is from RefSeq and is a predicted model, not a curated record.